This is a messenger RNA of Octopus sinensis (East Asian common octopus), 426 nucleotides long. RefSeq lists its product as uncharacterized. Gene Ontology annotation, molecular function: nucleic acid binding. Bases 1 to 426 code for a protein of 141 amino acids. The record is from RefSeq and is a predicted model, not a curated record. The transcript has a single exon. Lineage: Eukaryota; Metazoa; Mollusca; Cephalopoda; Octopoda; Octopodidae. Gene Ontology annotation, biological process: DNA integration.
AUGUCUAACAAUGGAACACAAUUUGUGUCUAGCGAAUUUUUAAAAUUUUGUGAAAUUUUCCUGGUAGAACAUAAAACUAUGGUUCCAUAUCAUCCCAGAUCUAAUGGACAGGCAGAAUGGUUUGUUGAUAGCUUCAAAAGAACCCUUAGAAAAUUGAAUAAGGAAGUCACGGAUGAGGUAGCCCUACAACAAUUUUCAAGAGUGUACCAUGUGACACCAAAUCCAAAUACAGGUAGAUCACCAGCGGAGCUAAUAUUUGCAAAGAAAGUAAAACCAGCCUUUGAUAAAUUGCUACCUGGCAAGAAAAGGAGAAGUGCAAGGGAAGACAUAGCAAGAUUCUUUAAAGUUAGUGAAAAGAUCUAUAUGAGAUCUAUACAAGAAGGGAAAACAGAGUUGAGAAGAUGGUGUAAUUUACCAAAUGCAUAG